UACCUGUAACCUGAAUGUUGUUUUUUGAUAACACUGAAAUCGGAAUGCUCGCAUAUUUUGCAAGUCUUGUGUUCCUGCUAUGUGCUAAGGGUGUGAUCUUGUUCAGGACUUCGACUUGUUUACGAGACAAUGAGGAGUUCUCUCUGUGCGGGUGGAGAUGUCCAGCCACAUGCAUUAACUUAAGGUUUUUAGCAUCAGACAUGUGCCCUUCGACGUGGGACUGUCGGGUGGGUUGCAGAUGUUCACCUGGCUACGUGAGAGACGAGUACUCCAAGCAAUGCGUGCUAGUCAAGAACUGUCCAGAAGCAUCAAAAUGUCCUACAGGUGAAGUCCUGGGUUCGAACCUACAAUGCAUCACUCGUAAGCACAUUAGCAACACUAACGAGUCGCACUGGGAUGAUUACAAUUGAAGAUAAAACGGUAUAAAUAUGUGUCGAAUUAGAUUUGAAAAAACUAAGUA
Trichoplusia ni (cabbage looper) is the source of this 460-nucleotide messenger RNA. Its product is annotated as zonadhesin-like. Bases 15 to 410 code for a protein of 131 amino acids. The record is from RefSeq and is a predicted model, not a curated record. NCBI's taxonomy places the organism in Eukaryota, Metazoa, Arthropoda, Insecta, Lepidoptera, Noctuidae. The transcript has 3 exons.